This is a messenger RNA of Cheilinus undulatus (humphead wrasse), 4212 nucleotides long. RefSeq names its product nuclear factor of kappa light polypeptide gene enhancer in B-cells 1 (gene nfkb1). Gene Ontology annotation, biological process: cellular response to stress; inflammatory response; non-canonical NF-kappaB signal transduction. Gene Ontology annotation, molecular function: RNA polymerase II cis-regulatory region sequence-specific DNA binding; protein binding; DNA-binding transcription factor activity, RNA polymerase II-specific. Gene Ontology annotation, cellular component: cytoplasm. Lineage: Eukaryota; Metazoa; Chordata; Actinopteri; Labriformes; Labridae. The record is from RefSeq and is a predicted model, not a curated record. The transcript has 23 exons. The coding region runs from base 276 to 3074 and encodes 932 amino acids.
GGAAGGAAAUCAAACUUUAAGAACAACUUAGACAAACUCAUGUUCACCUGCAGGACUUAAACAUCAACUAUUCUGCCAUAUUUAACCAUUCUUACCUUUAUUUACUGUAAUGACGCAGAGGCGUUGCGUCAUGACGCACUAAUUAAGCUGGUUGUUGUAAAUGGAUCCGCUGCUUCAGCAUGGGCAUGAGGAGAUAAUGUGAAGUGGACUGAGGACUGUCACUCAUAGUUCAUGUAGAGAACCAGACCGAAAACUGACCUUCAUAACCAGACACCAUGGCUGGAGACGACCACUACCUCCAUCCUUCAAACCAGAUUUUUGAUAAUUUAAUGAUGGAUCCUUCGUGGGAGUUCACACAUUUUCCUGUGAUGUCUCAGAACACGUCACUGCACACAGUGGAUGGACCGUUCCUGCAGAUCGUGGAGCAGCCAAAGCAGCGUGGUUUCAGGUUCAGGUACGGCUGUGAGGGUCCAUCUCAUGGCGGUCUGCCCGGUGCCUCCAGUGAGAAGAACAGGAAGACCUACCCCACUGUCAAGAUCAGUAACUACCAAGGUCCGGCCCGGGUGGUGGUCCAGCUGGUCACGGCAUUGACCCCCCACCCCCAGCUUCAUGCUCACAGUCUGGUGGGGAAACAGUGUGAUAAAGGGAUCUGUAUGGCUGACUUACAGCCCAAAGACUCAACUAUCAGUUUCCCUAACCUCGGCAUCCUCCAUGUGACGAAGAAGAACGUAGCCAAGACUCUGGAGGAGAGGAUGAUGGAGGCCUACAGGAUGGGACACAACGGUGGAGUCUCCAUCCACCCUGAGAUCGACGCCCUGCAGGGGGAAGUCCGAGGACCACGAGAGCUCACAGACCACCAGCGCAGUGUGAUCAGCUCGGCGGCGGCUGUUCAGGCCAAAGAAAUGGACCUCAGUGUAGUUCGCCUCAUGUUCACGGCGUUCCUCCCCGACAGUGACGGCGGCUUCUCCCGACGGCUCGAGCCCGUCGUGUCUGACCCGAUCUACGACAGCAAGGCUCCAAACGCGUCCAACCUGAAGAUCGUGAGGAUGGAUCGAACAGCUGGCUGUGUGAGUGGUGGAGAGGAAGUCUACCUACUCUGUGACAAAGUCCAAAAAGACGACAUCCAGGUUCGCUUUUAUGAAGAAGAUGAGUCUGGGUUGACCUGGGAGGCUUUGGGAGAUUUCUCCCCUACAGAUGUUCACAGACAGUUCGCCAUCGUAUUCAAGACUCCAAAGUACCGAGACCAGAACCUUCAGAAACCAACGUCAGUGUUCGUCCAGCUCAAGAGGAAGUCCGACAACGAGACCAGCGAGCCCAAACCCUUCACCUACCACCCACAGAUCAUAGAUAAGGAGGAGGUGCAGAGGAAGAGACAGAAGACGUUACCGAACUUCCAGGACUUCAGCGGGCACGGAGGAGGAAGUCUGUACCGAGGAGGAGGAGGAGGACCUGCCGCAGGAGGAGGACCAGGCUCUGCCGGAGGAGGAGGUUACUUUCAAGGCUUCAACACCUACAACACCUAUGGAGGAGGGGGAGGAGGAGGAGGUUACUCUACAGGUUACUCAGGUGGUCUGGGAGGAGGAGGAGGAGGCAUGAAACACGGCGGGAGUGUCUCUCAGGGCGAAGCAGCGGACGACAGCGGUGACGACAGCGAUCCCGACAAUGACUCAGGGUCGGGGGCGAUGCUAAGACUUUCGACCCAAACAGACAGCCCAGAGGUCAGGGAGAGGAUGGAAGAGGGAGGGGCCAGUGAGGAGCCGGAGCCAGAAAGAGAAAAGCGUCUGUUUGAGGAGACCAGCAGACAGCUGCAGGCUCUCUUUCAGUACUCAGUUACUGGAGAUUCAGCGUACCUCCUGGCUCCACAGCGCCCCCUGAUGGAUGCCCAGGACGAGGAUGGAGACACUGGGCUCCAUCUAGCAGUUCUCCACAGCCAGCAGGAGGCGCUGAAGAGUCUGGCCCAAGUCGUCUCUGCUCUGCCGGGCGAGGAGGUGCUCAACAUGAGGAACCAUCUUUACCAGACUCCUUUGCACCUGGCCGUGAUCACCCAGCAGAGGGAGACGGUGGAAGCGCUGCUAUUGGCCGGCGCCGACCCUACGCUUACAGAUCGUCAUGGCAACACGGUUCUCCACCUGGCGUCCCAGCUGGAGGGCGGAGGGAUGGUCCGUUUUUUACUGCAACAACGAGAGCUGAGAGGGCUGCUGGAGCACGCCAACACAGCGGGUCUGUGUGCCAUCCACCUGGCCAUUCUGUCCAAUCAGCUGUCUUCUCUCAGGGAGCUCCUGGAAGGCGGGGCUAACGUGGAAGCUCAGGAACGCAGCUGUGGACGGACCGCCCUCCACCUCGCCACCGAGGCAGACAACGUGUCUUUGGCCGGAUGCCUGCUGCUGGAGGGUAACGCCAAGGUGGACAGCUGCACCUUUAACGGCUCCACCCCCCUCCACAUCGCAGCGGGGCGGAGCUCUGUCAAACUAACAGCUCUCCUCAUGGCUGCAGGUGCCGACCCUCACAGAGAGAACUUUGAGCCAUUGUUCUUCAGAGACAAUGACUGCUGUGAUGAGGAGAGGGAUGAGGAGGAGGAAGAUGAAGGCUACAUCCCAGGAACGACUCCCCUCAACAUGGCUGCCAACACGCAGGUGUUGGAGCUGCUGAAUGGGAAAGAGUACAAACCAAAAACUCCUCAGAGAGACUUCAGCCCUACUCAAAGCGACUUGUCGAGUCUGGACAUGGAGGUGAGACAGGAAGUGUGUCGCUCUCUGGAGAGUGAAGGAUGCUGGGAGAAUCUGGCUCACAGUCUGGGUCUGGGGAUCCUGAACACAGCCUUCAGACUGAGCCCGUCCCCUGCGAAAACACUGCUGGACAGCUACGAGGUCUCAGGUGGGACCGUCAGCGACCUUCUGGCUGGUCUGAGGUCAGUUGGGGAGUGCAGAGCACUGAGUAUCCUUGAGGAGGCGCUGGGCUGCCAUGAUAACCAUGUGGCAACUGGGGCUCUGAGCGCUUGUGUUCAGGACCUGAAGGUGGACGUUCAGAUUGACAGCGGGGUCUGUGACAGCGGGGUGGAGCUCUCUACGGCAUGAUGACAUCAUGGGUUUAUCUGAAUCCAGAUAUUCGUAAUCCAUCUGUUGACGUCUGCGGUCCAGCAGAGGUCUCUUCUUCUCUCCAUGUUGGAUUUCAGGGCUGAAAGUUUUCCCUCACAAAGGUUUUAAUAUGUUUUUAAUGAAAUAGGUCUGAUUUUUAACCCCAUGUUACAGGAAACGUUUAUUUUUUUUAGCAACUAAGACAAACUCACAGUUGUUUAACUGACGGGAAAUUUAAAAAUUAAAUAUUUGGUUUGAUAUUUUCAGCCCACACUACACUCCAACAGCUCAAACAAGAAUGUAAAUCGGGUUUUUGUUUCACAUUCAAGACAGUCCAAAUUAUUUUAUGUUCCUACAGCUGAUUGUGAUUUUAUAGAGCAGGAAUGUUCAAGGGUCUGUAUUAAUGGUGAAGGGUAUGGCUCUGCAGGCAAACUGUUGGCCCAGGGUUAAAGUAAACCUGUCAUGAGAAGACUGCUGUAAUCACAGAUACACCAGUGUUGACAUAAUGUUUCUUUAAAGAAAUACAACCAUUCAAACUUUGAACUAAAGACAUUGACAAAAAAAAUCAGCCUGUUAAAAAGAAUAGAGUUGACUGGGAUUGUAAUUGAGUUGAACCCUCAUUGACUCUUGAACAUAAACUAAAUUCAGAGUUGAAUGUGUUUUUAUGUGUGGCAGAUGUUUGGCGUCUGCAGGGAAAGGUGCUAUAAAUACUGAAUGAUUGUAGAGAGGCUGAUCGCCCUCAUGGAUGGUUUCAUAUCCUCACAUGUCAGUUUAAACAUAUAAUUCAUGUGUUCAGACUAAAAGAAUGUGAAACUGUCCUUCUAAAGUGUGCAUGUUUGAUUUUUAUUUGUUUAGUGUUUUUUUAUUUUCAGUUCCAAGGGCGUUUUCUUUUCUGCCUCCACUCAGAAAACUGUUCUGAUCUUUGUUUUAAAACGUCUCUUUCAGUCUGAUAACAUGGAGCCUGGCUUCUUUAGUAAAAAGAAAACAAGAAACAUGAGGCAUUGUGGGAAAAGAAGUUCAAUUUAAAACCAAAUCUUCUGAUGAUAUUUAUAUCUUUGCCCUUCGCUGUACAGUUUAACACCAGCUUUAUUUGGUUCAGUUGUUAUUUUUUAAAUAAAGUGUUUUUUUAUAUUUAAGA